AUGUUCGCCGCGCUCCUCUCCAUGACUGUCAUGGUACACCAGAUUGUGAUCAAGUUACACCUGCGGUGCAUUAUCAGCGCACGGUCGAUACCCGCGUGGAGCAUCAGACCAUCGCGAGCGGCGAGCGAGGCAUUCGACCGAGCGUUUUGGAUAAUUAACAGGCAUCUGGGGGGCGAAGUGCGUUUUGAGUCCCGAGCCGCCAUCUACAUCAUCCUUAACGUCAGCAAGGAGGCAGCACCAGAGAUGGGGAUAGACGGGUCACUCACCGUUGAGGCCCCUAGAUCUAGCUGUCGGCGGAUCGGAGCGAUCGUCUGUCGUCAGGCCAAUAUGGGUCAGGGGAAACGGAUUCAGGCCGACGCUGAGCUUCGCGUCUGUCAAGAGGGGCUGGCGGGAAAGCAGGGAAAUCUUCGAGACGACACCAUUCUGCAUAACCGGGAAGUAGCCAUCACAGGAUCCGCUGCGACUGCGGACCAGGAGUAA
Thermothelomyces thermophilus ATCC 42464 is the source of this 480-nucleotide messenger RNA. RefSeq lists its product as uncharacterized. NCBI's taxonomy places the organism in Eukaryota, Fungi, Ascomycota, Sordariomycetes, Sordariales, Chaetomiaceae. The record is from RefSeq and is a predicted model, not a curated record. The coding region runs from base 1 to 480 and encodes 159 amino acids. The transcript has a single exon.